Pyricularia oryzae 70-15 is the source of this 2660-nucleotide messenger RNA. RefSeq lists its product as uncharacterized. The transcript is spliced from 2 exons. Bases 558 to 2090 code for a protein of 510 amino acids. NCBI's taxonomy places the organism in Eukaryota, Fungi, Ascomycota, Sordariomycetes, Magnaporthales, Pyriculariaceae. The record is from RefSeq and is a predicted model, not a curated record.
CGCACGCACCUCACCUCAAUCACACCUGCAAAGCGAAUGUUGAGGUGUCAAUAACCGAACCCGACUCAAAGUACCAUACUGUGUGAGCAUGCGACGACGGCCAAUUCACUAUUCCACAUACAUUCAGUCUCUUCAUAUCGCAGCAGUGCUUUUCACAUACCAUAUCACACCGUUCUUGCCACUGGGCUCUUGAUUCUCUGUCACUGCUCACCUCUUGUCGGUUCUUGAGUGUUAUUCUCAACGUGACUGCCGUGAAGGUUGUGAACUCUUUCGUGACUAUUUGCAUCUAUGCAAAGAACAAUUCUGCUCAGAGCAUAAAGCAAAAAGGGUUGAGCAGCUGCCAUAAGCUCCAUUAGGCGUCGAAGAUCAGCUUAACCUCGGUUUCGAUACUGAGUGACAAGACCAAAACUCCAGGAUAGACGGCAACAGCCUGUGAGCAUAGUUGAGCAGCACGUUGGGGACCCGGGUCACCCCGUUGACGGGAUUGUCGCUUUUCAAACCGGCACGCCUUUCACACUCCGCCUAAUCCAGCUGGUCUUGUCUCUUGCUUUGCAUUCAUGCCACGGCACGUGGGCUUGUCUUACAAGGCACAGCCAAAGCCGCUUCUUAAGCAAGUUGGGGGUUUUCCGGUCGAGCCCAACAUGAAGUCAAAGCCGGCGAACUCUGGGAAACGGAAAGGGCGUUCAGAUUCAGAAUCGGAGCCGGACCGAACAUCAAGCUCUAGGCCCGAACCAGAAUUCGAUGCUCCCCCUUUGUCUACUUCCGAGUCGGAGGAUUCUGGCGAUGAGUCCAACAGGAGGGCAGACAUCAAGCCGACCACUUUUGGCUCGAAAAAGGACCUGUCGUCCAGCAAAAUGCCCUCGAAGUCGGGAAACGGCGUAAAGGAAGCACCUCGGAGAGCAUCGUCUCGUGUAGCCAAGUUUACAAUGCCGUCCACCAUCGAUUCGGAUGAUAUUGAAGACAGCGAUGAAGACACAAGAGUCAGAAAACGGGUGAAAACAAGUCAGAGUACGGACACUACGCCAUUUGGUUCCCAGCACAGCUUCGGCUCUUCGCAAAGGACCGCGGACCAGAAAAAGUACGGCGGUAGCCAAAAGACGCUCAAUAAAUCAUACAAACAAAUCAAGAAUCGGAAGAUGGAGACCAAAGCCAUACGUGUGCCGAAGAAAAGGGGUCGCCCUCGGACACCUGAUGCCCCUCGGGCUAGAUUUUCAAUGCCGAAUGUGGAUUGUAUUGAGUCGCCUUCCAAGUCAGGCGGCGAGUUUGUUCCCGUUGGACACGACAGUUCGCCUACUAGCAGCGUCAAGAAGAAUUAUGACGCUUCCGCGGUACUGAACUCGUCGCCUAUGAAACCACGAAGCGUGUUUCGAUCUGACCAAUCUCUUCUGGACGACGAAGAUGUACGGAUUCCCGUUUCAAGUGCCGCCUUGUCGGACAGCAGCGAGCUUUCAGACGCAGAGUCCAUGGCAGAUCCUAAUGCCGAUGUUUGUCCCAUGUGUGAUGCUCCCAUCGACUCGGAUCUGGCCAAGGACCUAUCGAACAGAUACAUGAGCAUAAUAGAACAACAGAAGUUCUGCCGGCGCCACAAGGUCCUUGAGAGCAUGGCACUUUGGAAGGAAAGGGGCUAUCCAGAUAUAAACUGGGAUCAACUGGAGAAGAGGUUCGAGGAGCACACCGAUCACCUAGGCCAGGUACUUGAGGCCAAAACGAAGUCACACUACCGCGAUGCGCUUUCGAACAAGGUGAGGUCGGGCAAAGGCCGCACAUUGCUCACUUCGCAAACAAGCCUCACACCGGGCUACUACGGCUUCCGGGGCCUGAGGCUAAUGACCGAGUACCUGGUCAAGCGGUUCUCCGGGCAGCUCAGGGAGCGAGCCAUUCAGGAUAGGCUGGUGGCUGCCAGGGGCCAUACGACAUUUGUUCAGUCCGUCCUGGUGCCGGAGCUUGCCAUCCAGCUGAUGAUGGAGGACCUUGAUAUCGGAGCAGAAGCUGCGAGGGAUGUUCUCCAGGAGAGUGCAAAGCUCGGUGAAAUGCUCCACGAGGAGGUCAAGGACGUUAUACACGAUUGCGAAGACGACCUGGAGGUUUAAACGCAUAUAGGCAAUAUUUUUCACCGAAGUUUAACAUCCCUCCAUGAUUUCACCUAGUUGAAUGGCUUGUUUAGCUGGUGGGGAAUAUCCCGUGCCUGAUUGUUAGCGUGAGCUUUGAAUCUCGCAUUUACUACUGUACGGGGCAUUAUGUUGCUUUAUUACUGGGAUGGCGCAUUUUACUUGAGGAUUUUGUGUAUGUACAGACUCGCAAGGUUUGCUUUGACAUGUGCUUUCUCGUGCAUUCGAAGUGUGAGCCCAGCCAGACUUUAGACGACACUACAAUCCUGAAUCGGGGAAGCUUUCUCUAUUCCGCAGCAAAAUGAGCAUGGGAUACGGAAGUAAGGAAAAAUUCAAUCGCAGGUGUGGUCAGGAAGCAAGAAGGGUCGACCAGCCUCCAACACUACAUGAGGCAAAACAGCCCUCGCCCGCUCUGAAGCCUAGGCAGAAACUUUGUUUCAGCGUGGAGCAGUCAACGCAACGGCCAAGAGACCCUUGGCUAGUCCUCGAGGUCGGUCGUCUAGCGUCUGGUGACUUUGGUCCCAAGGUCUUGAUCUGGUAAGGAUGAAGCCA